CCAUGUUGCUGAGGACGCCCUCACACCCACAUUGCCCCGCGCGUCGCCAUGUUGCUGAGGACGCUUGCCCUCCAGCUUCGCCUAUGUCGGUUUCACUCGACCGCCCGCGGGUCGUCCGGGGCCAGGGUGGCUGUGGUGCUGUCAGGCUGUGGAGUGUUUGAUGGCUCCGAGAUCCAUGAGGCCUCAGCGAUCCUCGUCCACCUGAGUCGAGGAGGUGCGGACUUCCAGGUUUACGCCCCGAACGUGUCGCAGAUGCACGUCAUUGACCAUGUAAAGGGGGAAGCAGCUGCAGAGAGCCGGAACGUUCUGGUGGAGUCGGCAAGAAUUGCCCGUGGUCAGGUUCUGGAUCUGGUCCGUCUCCGAGCCGAGGAUCACGAUGCUGUCAUCUUCCCUGGUGGAUUUGGGGCAGCCAAGAACCUCUCGACAUUUGCCACAGACGGGAAGGACUGCCAAGUGAUUCCAGAUGUCCACAGAGUUCUGACCGAGUUUCACAAGGCACAGAAACCCAUUGGUCACCCAGCUACUCGCCUCCUGCAACUUUGGAGUGACUACUUCCCUGUAACUCUGAUCGAUGAUCUCCUCACUCUCCUGUACAAGCCAAAGGUCGUCCAGCUGCUGCUCCAGGUCCCUAACACGGUCUUCAAGGAGCUGCAGCCGGAUGCACUUUACACAGAUGCUCCCUGGGAAACUUUGGGUCUCCCAGGACUCAACAUCCAGCAUGAAGAACACACAACAGCCAUUUACUACACCAGGUUGUGCUUUCCCAACAACACACAAGCUGUUGGAGGGACUCAGCAGGCCAGGCAGCAUCUGAGGUUUCAGGUUGAGACCCUUCAUCGGAACUCGCAGUUGAUGUUAGGCUGUCUUUAAAGAGAAUGAACCCUGAUGGAGUAUCUGGAAAGGCUCUGAAAACCUGUGCCACCCAGCAAGCGGGAGUAUUCAAGGACAUUUUCAACAUCUCACUACUACGGACGGAAGUUCCCACUUGCUUCAAAAAGGCAACAAUUAUACCAGUGCCUAAGAAGAAUAAUGUGGGCUGCCUUAAUGACUAUCACCCAGUAGUAAUCACAUUGACAAUGUUGAAAUGCUUUGAGAGGUUGAUCAUGACUAUACAGAACUCCUGCCUCAGUAAGGACCUGGACCCAUUGCAAUUUGCCUAUCGCCACAAUAGGUCAACCACAGAUGCAAUCUCAAUGGCUCUUCACACGGCUUUAGAUCACCUGGACAACACAAACACCUACGUCAGGAUGCUGUUCAUACAAUAGGGUCUUUAAGAGACUUUUGGAUAGGAACAUGGAGCUUAGAAAAAUAGAGGGCUAUGGGUAAGCCUAGUAACUUCUAAGGUAGGGACAUGUUUGGCACAACUUUGUGAGCUGAAGGGCCUGUAUUGUGCUGUCGGCUUUCUAUGUUUCUAUGACUACAGUUCAGCAUUUAACACCAUCAUUCCCACAAUCCUGAUUGAGAAAUUGCAGAACCUGGGCCUCCAUACCUCACUCUGCAAUUGGAUCCUCGACUUCCUAACCGGAAGACCAUAAUCUGCGGAUUGGUGAUAAUAUCUCCUCCUCGCUGAUGAUCAACACUGGUGUGCUUAGCCCACUGCUCUACUCUCUAUAUACCCAUGACUGUGGGGCUAGGCAUAGCUCAAAUACCAUCUAUAAAUUUGCUGAUGACACAACCAUUGUUGGUAGAAUCUCAGGUGGUGACGAGAGGGCGUACGGGAGUGAGAUUCCCCUCCCUCCCUCUGACCCACAGUGAGAUUCCCC
Molecule: messenger RNA, 1763 nt
Organism: Hypanus sabinus (Atlantic stingray)
Lineage: Eukaryota; Metazoa; Chordata; Chondrichthyes; Myliobatiformes; Dasyatidae
Gene: gatd3
Product: glutamine amidotransferase class 1 domain containing 3
Exons: 8
Coding region: 49-870 (273 amino acids)
Cellular component (GO): mitochondrion
Source: RefSeq, a predicted model, not a curated record